This is a messenger RNA of Humulus lupulus (European hop), 1971 nucleotides long. RefSeq lists its product as uncharacterized. The transcript has 4 exons. Bases 1 to 1971 code for a protein of 656 amino acids. Lineage: Eukaryota; Viridiplantae; Streptophyta; Magnoliopsida; Rosales; Cannabaceae. The record is from RefSeq and is a predicted model, not a curated record.
AUGAUGAAGACUGUGUUCGUGGGCUGGCAUUGGUAUAGCAGUGAGUUGGUAGAAGGCAGGAUUCUCUUAGUUUGGAGGGAUGGCAUUGUUCAAGUUAAUAUAAUUCAGGAUAUGGACCAGCUUGUUCAUUGUGAAGUGAGGAUUAAGGGAACUAUUCAUCACACUUUUGUGUCAUUUGUUUAUGGUAGAAAUUCGUUGGAGGAGAGAAAGGAGCUUUGGUCUCAUCUAACAUGUCCUCAGGCUUCAGUUGAACCUUGGCUGGUUGUUGGGGACUUUAAUGCUAUCUUCGAUUAUGAUGAUCGUAUAGGGGGUCGAGUUGUUACUAAAAUGGAAUGGGGGAUAUUUGUCUGUGGAGAGCUAAAGUUUUGCUGUCUGAAUUGCAUUCUAAUGGUUCUUUUUACACUUGGUCUAACAAACAGCAAGCUGAUCCCAGAAUUUACUCUAAGCUGGAUAGAGUUUUUGUCAAUGAGUAGUGGUCAGAUUUAUUUCCAGCUUCUGAAGCUUACUGUUCAAUUUAAGGAGUUUAGGAUAAGGCCUUUUAGAUUUUAUAAUUUCUGGAUUAACCAUGAGGAGUUUCAUAGAACUGUUCUUGAAAGCUGGUCUAAACCAGCUGGUGGUUAUGGGUUACAACAAGUUUUGCAGAAGUUAAAGAGGCUUAAACCUGUUUUGAGUCUCUUCAAUAAACAACAGGUUGGGGAUGUAGUUCAGCAUUAUACAGCUGCUAAACAGAGGUAUGAAAGUGCUCAGUACAUGUUGCAACAGUCUCCUUCUUCGUAUUCUUUGCAGCAGGAAGAGAAUGAGGCAGCUAUUGAUUUUGCUAACAAAUCCAAAAUAUAUGAGAGUUUUCUUCGUCAAAAGAGCAAAAUUAAUUGGCUGAGAUUUGGAGAUGAGAAUACGGCUUACUUUCAUGCUUCUCUCAAACAGAGGAGAAUGAGGAACCGUAUUUCUAGCUAUAUAAAUGAAGAAGGUCAUAUUGUGGAGAAUUAUUCUGAGGUAAUUGCUCAUUUUUAUAACCACUUUAAAGGUAUUCUGGGUAAGACUAGUUCAGCUACUAGUCGGUUAGAUCUGAACUGUUUCAAACAGGGGAAUGUAUUAACUCUGGAGCAACAACUCAGUCUGAUACAACCUUUUACUCAGAAAGAUGUUAAGAGAGAUUUAUUUAGCAUUCCUUCAAUCAAGAGUCCAGGUCCCGAUGGUUUUGGUUCGGGCUUUUUUAAAGCGCUUCGGAAGGAAAUAGGUGUUGAAAUAUCAGAAGCGAUUUUGUUAUUUUUUAAGAAUGGAGAGAUUCCUGCUGAGUUAAAUAGAACAAUUCUAACUCUAAUUCCUAAGGUAGAGUCUCCUACUGUGGCUUCUGAUUUUAGACCUAUUGCUUGUUGUAAUAUUCUCUAUAAAUGCAUUUCAAAGAUGUUUUGCUUCCAUUUGGCUGAGAUUCUUCCUAGGAUUAUACACCAAAAUCAAGAAUCUUCUUAUACUCUUCUAAUGAAUGGGAGAUUACAGGGUAGUUUUGAGGGGAGGAAAGGUUUAAGACAAGGAGAUCCUAUCUCUCCUCUUCUUUUUGUGCUGGGCUCAACUAAUAAUCGCAGCAAGUUUCAUUGUACAUCUUGGGCUCAAGUUUGUCUCCCUAAAGCUCUUGGAGGUCUGGGUUUUAAGGAAGGUUCUGUUUGGAAAAAAAUUAUUUUGGCUAAAUUCAUUUGGGCUUUGUCAACUAAACAAGAUGUGUUAUGGGUGAAAUGGAUUGACGGGAUCUAUCUUAAGGGUCAAACUUUCUGGUCUUACCAUCUUAAACCUGAUGUGAGUUGGUACUGGCGUAAAAUUUGUUACUUGAGAGAGACAUUUCCUGAAUCUGUUUUGGUUAAUGCGGCUGUGAAUGGUAAGCUUCGGUUGAAGGUUCUGCUCAGUAUCAUUCUUCAGAGGAAUAUUGUUGAUUUUGCUAAGGCUGUUUGGUGUUGCCUCUCAGUCCCUAAACAUUGA